Acytostelium subglobosum LB1 is the source of this 3381-nucleotide messenger RNA. RefSeq lists its product as hypothetical. Bases 1 to 3381 code for a protein of 1126 amino acids. Lineage: Eukaryota; Evosea; Eumycetozoa; Acytosteliales; Acytosteliaceae. The record is from RefSeq and is a predicted model, not a curated record. Gene Ontology annotation, molecular function: 3'-5'-RNA exonuclease activity; RNA binding. Gene Ontology annotation, biological process: rRNA catabolic process. The transcript has 3 exons. Gene Ontology annotation, cellular component: cytoplasmic exosome (RNase complex).
AUGGCUCAACAGACAUCAAUCGAGCGCGAUCAUACUACAAACGAGUCACUGACAGACUUUGUCGAGAGACGUCUACUGCACUCGGCUCAUUGGUACGCAUCACACUUGCACUCACUGGCCUUGCCCCCAAGUCACAUCAUCUUCCUCUCAAACAAUGGCAACGUCGACACAAUCAAAGGACCACUGGAGACUAUGAGCGUUGGUCAAUACUCUGAGAGAUUCAUCAAGACUAGAUCAUCAUUCGCUUGGGAGUUGUAUGAAUCGUUGGCCAUCGCGGUGAAGGAGAAGGCUGAUCAGCAGGCGAGCGAGGCCGCUGCAUCGUCGUUGGAGGGAGGGGAGGGCAAGGGUUCAUUGUAUGAUCGAUACUGGAACGACGACACACUUCAAGCCGAGAUCAAGUCUGGCAACAUCAUUUCUGGCAAGAUCCACAUCAAUCAAUUCAAUCGUGAUGAGGCCUUUGUGAAGUUGCCACAGAACAGUGUGGCCAGCACAAAGGCUACGUCGGCCAAUGACAAGGUGCUCAUUGUUGGCCGAGCCAAUAUCAACAGAGCGAUACAUGGCGAUAAGGUUGGCGUUGUCUUGCUGCCCGAGUCUCAAUGGAUAGCAUCAGAUGACAACACUGGACUGGCACUCGAUCAGAAUGACAUGGAUGAUGAGCUCAGAGAGGAGGUGCAGGUGCAGGAUGAGGGUGCCGUUUCAAACACAUCGUCGCUAUCACUAUCAUCACGGAAGGCAACGUCAACCAAGUACACAAUGACGGGCAAGGUAGUUGGCAUCAUUCAGAGGAACUGGCGUGACUAUGUGGCAACGAUCGAGGCCAGGGCAUCACUUCAAUCAAACUAUGUGUUUGUGGUGCCGCUCGACUCGCGUCUGCCACUGAUCAGAGUGCCGACAAAGAACAGCGCAAACUUUGUUGGACGACGUAUUGUGGUGAGGAUCGACAACUGGGACAUCAACUCAAACAAUCCAACUGGCCACUUUGUUCAGGUACUGGGCGAGUCUAACAACCUCGAGACUGAGCUCAAGUCAUUGAUGUUGGAGCACGACGUGUCGAUCAAGACGUGGUCCAAACAGAUCGCCGACUCGUUGCCAGUUUCGAGCAAGGACGCGCCCUGGCAGAUCCCCGCCGAGGAGACAGCAUAUCGAAGGACGAUCGCCCACCAUCGAACAAUGAGUAUCGACCCGUUGGGCAGCAAAGACAUUGAUGAUGCCAUAUCCGUGGGAUACUUGACAGGUCGUUCAGGCAACAUGGUGGAGAUUGGAGUGCACAUUGCCGAUGUCAGCCACUUUGUGCGAGAGGGCUCACCCUUGGACCAGGAAGCGAGACGACGUGGCACCACGAUAUAUCUGCCCGAUCGCCGCUUCGACAUGUUGCCCGCCGUGCUCAGUGAGGAUGUAUGUUCGCUUCGAGGUGGCUUCCCAAGAUGCGCCAUGUCUGUCAUUUGGACGUUCGACCUGUCCACGAUGACCAUCACCGACACAUGGUUUGGCCGCACAAUCAUUCACUCGUGUGCAGAGAUGCACUAUCAACUUGCACAGGACAUCAUCGAUGGAAAGGUGGUCGAGGGCAAGGAUCGCGACGAGGACGUCACCAAUGGUGGCAAGAACGCAGGCUACCGCCACAGAUUGUAUAACAAUGUCAAGAUCGCCGAGCUCAAGAAGGACCUGCUGACGCUGCGCCAAGUGUUCCGACAUCUGAGUGCACAGCGUGCCAAGAUUGGUGCAUUGGAUCUCGAGAGCAUUGAGGUGCGCUUCCAAUUCAACUCGGAUGACACUAGCAAGCCGGACAAGAUCGUGCUCAAGUCCGAUCUAGAAGUUCACUCAUUGGUCGCAGAGUUCAUGAUUCUUGCCAAUGCAUCAGUUGGCACCAGGAUACACGCCUUCUAUUCUGGCUCAGCACUUCUACGUCGUCAUCCAAUGCCCAACAAUCUAGGAUUCGAAGCGAUUAGACCUUUGUUUGACUUAUGUGGCUUCGAUCUAAACACAAAGACUAACAAGGACCUGGCAACAUCACUUCAGAAUGCGGUCAAGAAGGAAGACCCAUUUAUCAAUACUAUCCUAAAGCUAAAGACAGUCAACAUCCUAUCAGAGGCCAUAUACUUCUCAACUGGAUCACUCAAUGUUGCAGAGUACUACCAUUAUGGUCUGGCCUUGGAUAAAUAUACACACUUUACAUCACCAAUCAGAAGAUAUGCUGAUAUUAUUGUACACAGACAGUUGUGGGACGCGAUAAACAGUCGUAGGAACGAUGUCUACACUGAUCACUCAAUGUCAAAGCUGGCCGACCAUCUCAAUCUUCGUCAUCGAGCAUCAAAGACACUGCAACGUGAGGCUACACAGAUGUUCCAGAGUCUCUACUUCCGCAUCAGGCCAAAGCAAUCAGUUGAGGCCAUCGUAACAGACGUACGAUCGAAUGCAGUCAUUGUCUAUGUGCCAGAGUAUGGACUGCGCGAGAGGAUCUAUUUGUUGGACAAGGAGCGCAAGGCGAUACCACCUAGCAAUGAUCCAUUGUUUGGAUCGUCACAAUCGAUCACUGACGUCAAGUUCAACGAGACCAACGUCGACUACACAUUCAACAAUGGUACACAUCAUCAACUGUUGGUAUUUGACCAUGUACUCGUGGACAUACUCACUGAGGACAAUGAGUAUCGAUUGCCACCGGUCAAGCUACGCCUGGUCAGUACCCUUCAGAGCACAAUGAAGAACAGGUCAAUCAAGAGCGAGAUGAAGUCCAAAAAGAAUCUGGUGGAUGAUAUCAAGGCGACCGAGCUUGAGCAAGCCACUUCCAAUACCAAUACCAAUGCCACCACCGAGUCAAACACAGGCGUCGGCGGCGUAUAUGGAGAGAUCAAUGCCAUGAAGUCCUUUGCAAAGAAUGAUGGUGGAUCUUUGGCCGAUGGAUAUAAUGCCUUGGAGCCCAGCACAUAUGAUCUACUGAUGAAUAUCAAGCAGGUGGAGGGUGCGACCUUGCUGGAGAUGAAUGGAUCACGUAUCAGCUAUGGCAAAGGAAGAGGAGGAGGAAGCGGCAGCAGCAACAGCACCCAGGGGGUGACCAGGCUGUGGUCCAUGUCAGACAGCCAAACCAAAGACUAUAGGACCAGGUCAGACAGAUAUAUCCGCGAUGCAAUUAGUAAGAAGUAUAAGCAACAACAACAACAACAACAAUUAUCAACAAAGAUCAACAACAACAAUAAUGGCGAAGACAAUUACGAUGAUGGUGAAGAUUACCAAUCAUUGAUGGAUGGGGAGGAUGGUUAUGAGAAGAUCGCACCAGUGUCCUCUGCCCAAGACAAGUAUAAGGACAUGAUAAACAGGGCCGAGCAGAGCUUCGCCAAGGUGCAACGGGACCUUGCAAAGAGCAAAGUGACAUGGAAUAAAUAA